CGUCACACGCGGUCCACCAAUCUGAGAGCGACAUCAAAGCGCUCCGCCGAUCAGAGGGCGGCUGACUGACCGACGGACCAAUCAGAGCAGCGCGUGUUAGCGCGCUCGGAGCGCGAGGACAGCGAGGACGGAAGUGGAGCAAAACAUCAAACGACUGCAGAGGGUUCUGCAGGUCGGGGUUAAGAACGCAGUCAGGAGGGAAGUGUGAUACUCAUCAGUGCAGCGCUGAAAGGAAAGGAAUAGUGUCGGAUCUGAGCGCUCCUCUGGAACGUGAACCCUUCGGAGAACACUGGGUCUUAAGGUGGGUGCAGGAGUGGGCGAUGUGAGUUGAAAGUAAGAAAUGCCGCUACAUUGGAUCGUCCAGAUAAAGGGGUCUGCAGGGUCUGCUGCGCUGUUGCGAUGCUGUACAGUGUUUUGGGGAAAACGCUUGGCUUUGUCGGCUUCACGAUCCAGUACGGCUGUUUAGCGCACUGCGCAUUCGAGUACAUAGGAGAGUUCGUUAUGUGUUCCGGACCGUCUAUGGAGCCGACCAUCACUAACCAUGACGUGGUUUUCUCCGAGCGCGUCAGCAGACACCUGUACAGGAUAGAGAAAGGCGAUAUCGUCAUAGCUAAAAGUCCCUUUAAUCCGAGGAUGAACAUCUGUAAGAGAGUGGUGGGCCUGGAGGGGGAUAAGGUGUGCACCAGCAGACCCUCGGACAGCUUUAAGACACACACUUUCGUGCCGCGAGGUCACGUGUGGUUGGAGGGCGAUAACCUUCAUAACUCCUCAGACUCCCGUAGCUACGGCCCGAUCCCGUACGCUCUGAUCAGAGGCCGAGUCUGUUUAAAGCUGUGGCCUCCACACAGUUUUGGCGCUCUGAGUCAAAGCCCCAACGAUGGAAGAAUUACGCCCAGUGAAUGACCACCGCCACAGAAGAGACAUUUUUGUAGCUUUUUAAGAAUAAAUGUGUAUUUAUGAUGUCA
Messenger RNA from Pygocentrus nattereri (red-bellied piranha), 965 nucleotides. It is a transcript of the gene immp1l, whose product is annotated as inner mitochondrial membrane peptidase subunit 1. Bases 400 to 903 code for a protein of 167 amino acids. The record is from RefSeq and is a predicted model, not a curated record. NCBI's taxonomy places the organism in Eukaryota, Metazoa, Chordata, Actinopteri, Characiformes, Serrasalmidae. Gene Ontology annotation, molecular function: serine-type endopeptidase activity. Gene Ontology annotation, cellular component: membrane; mitochondrial inner membrane peptidase complex. The transcript is spliced from 8 exons.